AUGGAGAAGGUUCCCUCUAACACUCGAACCGAUGCUUUUCCUGCUGGUUUACGAGUUGUUGUUGUGGAUGAUGAUCCCACCUGGUUGAGCAUCCUUGAGAGAAUGCUCAAGCGGUGCUCUUGUGAAGGAACAAUUACUGAUUUGCUGAGAUUUAUAAAGGAUAAUUAUGAGUUCUUGAACUGGAUUGAUGCAUUUCAAAAAGACUCGAAUUCAAGUUGUGGUGCAUCAGAAAUUGUGACCACCUGUUGUUCAGCAAGAGAUGUUCUGGCCUUGCUUCGCGAGAAUAGAUAUGGAUAUGACAUUGUUAUUAGUGAUGUGAUCAUGCCUGGCAUGGAUGAGCAUUUAUAUCGCUUCACAGUGAUAUCUGUUGACGGAGAAAGAAGUCGGGUAAUGAGAGGUAUUCAGCUUGGAGCAUGUGAAUAUCUUCUUAAGCCAAUACGAAUGAAAGAACUUCGAAAUAUAUGUCAGCAUGUAUUCAGAAGGAAGAUACAAAAGGAAAUAGACAUUGAAAGUAUAGAAGGAACAAUACAAGUUCAAAUGGCUAUAAAUGGAUUAGACAAGUCCAAUGGUGGGCAUUUGCUUUGUGGAGAAAAUUUAACUUCAGUGAAGAUAGGAAAAGAAGUACAAAAUAAACAUGACGACAAAGGCCCUGGUGGUAAUUUUUCUACAAAGAAAUCUGCAGUUAUUUUCCAUCAGAAAUUUGACAAAGCUGUAAAUCAGAUAGGACCUGAUUCUAAGGAAAAUGGGAUAAAAUGUUCGGAUUCAGCUUCAAGAGACUCUACUGCGAGCAUUGGUACUCAGUACUCAUGCAACUGGGAGUACAUAGCGCUUCCAAAUGGUACCUGUGGGUUUUCAGGCAAUAGCACAAGUCUCCUCCGCAAUAUGGAAUCUACGAGCUAUGAUGGUGAAGAGGAAAUUUCUUCAACUCCUGUAGCAUACUCCAAAAAGUCUGAUUUUUCUGAUCCUUCAGAGUCCAAAAGUUCACAAACUCAAUAUAGUCAUUCUUCCACAUCUUCAGGAUCAGGAGCAAACUCUACAGCAUUUGAUUCAACUUUCCUGUUCAGAUCAAAACCUGAUUAUUGA
This is a messenger RNA of Ricinus communis (castor bean), 1083 nucleotides long. RefSeq names its product two-component response regulator ORR26. The record is from RefSeq and is a predicted model, not a curated record. Gene Ontology annotation, biological process: phosphorelay signal transduction system; cytokinin-activated signaling pathway. Lineage: Eukaryota; Viridiplantae; Streptophyta; Magnoliopsida; Malpighiales; Euphorbiaceae. The transcript has 5 exons. Bases 1 to 1083 code for a protein of 360 amino acids.